Heterostelium album PN500 is the source of this 1161-nucleotide messenger RNA. Its product is annotated as FNIP repeat-containing protein. The coding region runs from base 1 to 1161 and encodes 386 amino acids. The transcript has 3 exons. The record is from RefSeq and is a predicted model, not a curated record. Lineage: Eukaryota; Evosea; Eumycetozoa; Acytosteliales; Acytosteliaceae.
AUGUCAAACAGUGAUAAUUCCGAUAAUAAAUUAGUUAAUCUACCUCAUAUUCUUUUGAGUAAGAUCGUAAAAGAGUUGGGAGAGAAUAUAGAUAUAAUUAGUUUCAGUUUAGUUUGCAAGAAAUGGUUCAAAGAUAGAGAUAGUUAUAUUGUUUUCAAUUUCAAUCAUAUACUUGCAUCGAAUAGUCUCGAUGAUCUAAAAAGCUUUCAUUGGAAUUCCUAUAGAAAGCAAAUAGAAUACUCAAAAUCAAUCAAACCCAAUUGUAAACUAUGCUUUUGUACCAACGAUGAACUAACAAUCUAUGAUCCAAAGUAUGUUAAUUUCGAUUAUGUUUUAGACUAUGAACUUUAUUAUGUUGAAAAUCAACCAUUGGUAAUACCAAGCAAUGUUGAUGAUAUAACAUUCUCCAACAGCUUCAAUCAUAGCUUAGAUUUGAUUAGUGAUGCUUUGGCUCUCUCCAACAACAAUGUUAAAUCUCUUCAUUUCGGAGCUCAAUUCAAUCAACCGUUGACACCUGGCAGUUUACCACCGACCAUCACAUCGCUAAGUUUAUCUGAGCAUUUCAAUCAGCCACUAGAUAUCGAUAGUUUACCAUCGUCUCUAACUAGUCUUGUAUUCGGUCCUCACUUUAACCAGGAGCUGCGACCUGGUGUGCUACCUCAGUCUCUGCGGUAUCUAGAGUUGGGAGAAACGUUUAAUCAACCAUUCGGACAUGGAUCACUACCACCAAAUCUCGUGGAAAUUGUAUUCUACAACGAUGUUCAAUCACCGAUUCUCGACGCUCAGGUGAUACCCCAAUCGUUGCGCGCCAUCGAAAACAUUCCACCCAGCUGGAUGGAGCAACUCGAUCUUAUGCCUCAGCUAAACAGAAUCAGUAUAAAGAAAUUGCCGGCUCUCAUAUUUCCAGCUGGUUCAAUUCCACCAAACAUCACUAAACUCGACUUUGGAUUCAAUGCUAGCUUCAUUUUGCACGAUGGUGUACUUCCACCAAUGCUAAAAUCAUUGAAACUAGGUCGAUGUAGCUACCGAUUGGAACAUCUGUUCCCCAAACAACAAAAUUCUGAUGGUGGUGGUUUAGAACUCGAUGUUUUAUAUCUUGGGUCGUCUUAUUCUCAUCCGAUACGGGCAGGCACACUACCAAAAUUUGGUGUUUCACCUUGA